Andrographis paniculata is the source of this 1531-nucleotide messenger RNA. RefSeq lists its product as uncharacterized. The record is from RefSeq and is a predicted model, not a curated record. Bases 105 to 1367 code for a protein of 420 amino acids. Gene Ontology annotation, molecular function: oxidoreductase activity. Lineage: Eukaryota; Viridiplantae; Streptophyta; Magnoliopsida; Lamiales; Acanthaceae. The transcript has 8 exons.
UUCCGCGAUAACAAAGCGCAGAGAGGACAGGUGCACGCGAUCCGCUGCCCGCCACUUUAUAUGCUCCGCUCCCUCCAUUUAUCCAUUGCUUCCGUACACAAUCCAUGGCCAUGGCAUCAUCCUUCUGCGCUUCUCCACUCCCCUCCACCACUGGAACCUCAACGCGCCUCAAUUCUGCUAGUCGCUCCACACUCCACACAGCUCUUCGCCGGAGGAAUCCCCCGCCGCUACAAAAAUGGAGGAGGAACAACACCUCUUUUGUUGUACUCUGCCAAAAACGCCGAGAAAAUCAGCUGGAGUACAGAAAACUUGGCGAUUCCGACCUCGUCAUUAGCGAAAUCACGCUGGGAACUAUGACAUUUGGGGAGCAGAAUACGGAGAAGGAGGCUCACGAGCAGCUUUGUUACGCAUUUGAGCGUGGCAUUAAUAUUUUAGAUACUGCAGAAAUGUAUCCUGUUCCUGUGAAAAAAGAGACUCAAGGAAGGACAGAUCGGUAUAUUGCAAGCUGGUUGAAGUCACAGCCUCGAGAUAAGGUCAUUCUGGCCACAAAACUUUGUGGUUACAGUGAGCGAAUAUCAUAUAUUCGUGAGAAUUCAAGUGUUGCGCGAGUUGAUUCUGCUAAUAUCAAGGAAAGUGUGGAGAAAAGUCUUAAACGGCUUAAUACGGAUUACAUUGACUUGCUCCAAAUACAUUGGCCAGAUCGUUACGUUCCAUUGUUUGGAGAAUAUUUGUAUGAUUCUUCAAGAUGGAGGCCAAGUGUGCCAUUUGUUGAGCAGCUGAGGGCAUUUCAGGAGCUCAUUGAUCAAGGGAAGGUUAGAUACAUUGGUGUUUCCAAUGAAACCUCAUACGGAGUAAUGGAAUUUGUUAAUGCUGCCAAAAGUGAAGGCCUACCAAAAAUAAUCAGCAUCCAGAACUACUAUAGUCUGCUGCUUAGGUGCAAGUUCGAACUUGACCUUGUUGAAGUUUGCCACCCGAAGAACUGCAACGUUGGCUUACUUGCUUAUUCGCCACUUGCGGGCGGAGCUUUGUCCGGGAAAUAUCUCGACCCUAAUUCAGAAGCUGCAAAGAAAGGGAGGUUUAGCCUGUUCCCGGGCUAUAUGGAAAGAUACAACAAGUCCCUGUCUAAGGAAGCAACAGCAGUAUAUCUUGAUGUAGCAAAGAAGCACGGGCUAACCCUAGUCGAACUAGCUCUUGCAUUUGCGCGCGACCAGCCAUUUAUUACCAGUUCAAUAAUUGGUGCGACAUCGAUGGACCAACUAAAACAAGACUUGGACGCAUUUUUGAUGACUGAGAGACCUUUGGCAGCUGAAGUCCUUACAGAUAUAGAUAAUACUUUCAAGAGGUACAAAGAUCCCGCCAUUGAUUAGAAUUUACUUUACAUGAUAUUUUUUCGAAUUAAGAUGAUUUUUUUGCGGCAAUUCUACACCAUUUUUCAUUGAAACUUUACCCGAUUAUAAGCAAUGCUUUUGAAACUUGAUCGGAAUAUUUUUAUGGGUACAAUGUGGUGAAUAGUAUUUUUUGCUUGGAUUGA